Molecule: messenger RNA, 2324 nt
Organism: Lucilia sericata (common green bottle fly)
Lineage: Eukaryota; Metazoa; Arthropoda; Insecta; Diptera; Calliphoridae
Product: collagen alpha-1(IX) chain-like
Exons: 8
Coding region: 120-2243 (707 amino acids)
Source: RefSeq, a predicted model, not a curated record
AGUCUAGUUUUAAACUUCGAGCGCUGCGGUACGGUUUGGGAUAAAAGAAAAUUUGUGAUUGAAAAAAAAAAUGUAUUGAAAUUAAAAUAUAAAAAAUAAGUACAAAAACAAAAUAUAAAAUGAAUUUAAUAGUGAAAUCAAAUUUAAUAUUAUCACUAGUUCUAUUAAUAAAGUUGUUUGCAACAGAUUCUGCUUUAGCUGUGCCCAAUGCAUAUGCUGGUCAAGAGUACUAUGAUCAAGAUGAAGACGAAGAUUUUGUGCCCAUAAGUCCCUGUAAUGUAGUACGUCCUGGUGAUCCAGAUUUAACCACCUAUGAUAUUAUAUCCUCGUAUCGUUUCGAUGAAUAUCACUAUGAAUAUCAGGGAGUUCAACAAAUAGUGGGAUCAACUGGUUACCAGCAGGCUUAUCAUGUUAGUGAAUACUCUAAUAUGACUAUUGAAUCAUCACGUGCCUUUCCCAAGGGUAUACCCGAUGAAUUUUCAUUUGAGUGUACUUUCCGAGUGCCCCAACCACAACCCAUACUCGAGGAAUGGUAUCUGUUUGAACUGUCCGACUAUGAAUAUCAUUCACAAAUGAAUGUUAAGCUAUUGCCACAAGAAAGUGCUAUAGAAUUUUCUUUGCCCAAAUAUGAUGGUUCCAUACAGACGGUUACUUUUGAAGAGACAGAGAUAUUUGAUCGUUCUUGGCAUAAAGUUAUGUUGGGUGUGGGUCAAGAUGGUGUACGUUUAUGGGUGGAUUGCAAGCCAGUGCCAGAUAAAAGUGGUAGUCUAAAAGCUCCGCUAGAUGUAAGAGGUCCCAUUGAUGCCACAGAUGGUUCCUUUUCGGUGGCAAAAAAAUGCCACAAACAAGAAACUGUGCCAAUCGAUUUGCAAUGGAUGAUAUUCAGCUGUGAUAAAGAUAAACCCGAACAUACCAAUUGUGAGGAUAUACCACAAUAUGCACGUGCUCCUAAGGGUAUGAUCCAAUAUGAAACAACAACUUUUCGUAGUAGCUAUACACCCUCCUCCCCUAGCAUUUGGGAAAGGGAAGAAGAAACUACCCCAAAUCCUUUAGAUUUGAAAUUUGCCGAACCCACCUCUCCUCAGCCUUGGAUUAUAAGUAGUACUCCGAAUUAUUUAAUUGGUAAAGAUCUUUUGGCUUGUCCCGAACAGUGUCCACGUGGCCCCCCUGGACCACCAGGUCCUCCGGGUCCUCGAGGUUCGACAGGAGCACAAGGAUUAAUGGGUGUGCCCGGUACUCCAGCCUCAUCGUUUGGUCGUUAUGAAUCGGCAGCUGUGAAAGGUGAAAAGGGUGAACCUGGUUUGGUGGGUUUAACUGGAGCUCCGGGCUUACCUGGAGAACCCGGUCAACCUGGUGUACCUGGUCAAAAGGGUAUAGAGGGUUUGCCAGGACCACAAGGUCCUCCCGGUUUUGGAGCCAGAGGUUUAAUAGGUGAACCUGGUUUGCCUGGUGAAAAAGGCGAAAGAGGUUUACCCGGCUUAGAUGGUGCUAAUGGUGAACCUGGCCCCGUGGGUCCACCCGGACCACCAGGUCCUCCUGGCCCAGCUGCUGCUGUACAAACUGCUGAUUACUUGCCUUAUCCCAAUCCAGGAAUGAUUGGUCCUAUGGGACCAGCCGGACCUCCUGGUCCAGCAGGACCUCCCGGCCCCCCAGGUCCACCAGGACCAGAAGUAAUGAACAGUCGUAAUAUUGAUGAAAGAGAAAUUCGUGAUAUUUGUAUGGCUGUUGUUAGGGAUUACAUUAGUGAAAUAUCUGCCACACUAGUAGGACCUCCAGGACCACCUGGCAAAAGAGGAGUAGGACGUCCUGGACCCAGAGGAGCUCAGGGAUUACAGGGUGAACCGGGAGUUCGCGGACCUCAGGGUGAACGUGGUUAUCCUGGCAUACCUGGUAAUCCUGGAUCUACUGGUGAUAUGGGUCCGCAAGGACCACCCGGUGAAAAGGGUGACAGGGGAGAACCGGGAGUUGGUAGAGAAGGUCCCAUGGGACCUAUGGGUCCACCUGGUCCUGAAGGCCAUGGUAUUGAUGGUAUACCUGGUAGACCUGGCGAUCGUGGUGAUGUAGGAAGACCAGGCGAACCUGGUCUUAGAGGACCUCCUGGUGAACCUGGCUCUUGCCCAGACUGUUCGGCUUAUCAGGCUGCUUACGCUUAUCCAUUGCUUUUGGCUCAACAGCAACAGAACAACAAAGGUCCCCAAAACUACUACAAUAAAGGACCACCAAAUUAUUAUAAUAAGGGAUAAUUAUUAAUAAAACAACUUAAAUUUUGUAAAAGAAAAUAUACCAAAUAAGAUCUUUAUGGACACUGAAUGCUUUCAAAUCAU